Molecule: messenger RNA, 1562 nt
Organism: Phragmites australis (common reed)
Lineage: Eukaryota; Viridiplantae; Streptophyta; Magnoliopsida; Poales; Poaceae
Exons: 2
Coding region: 86-1183 (365 amino acids)
Source: RefSeq, a predicted model, not a curated record
UUCGUCAUAAUUAGCACAGCAUAAUUAAGGAAGGCCAAAGGUCUACUACCCAAACCCUCCGCCUCCGCCUCUUCCGGCAGCGGCCAUGGCCCCGACUCGCCGCAACCCGUCCUCCUCCUCCUCCUCCUCUGAGGAAGAAGACACCUCCUCCGGUGACGAACAAGUGGAGAAGCACUCCACCAAGAACCCUCCAACCCCGGCGCCGGCGCACCAAGAAAGAGACGGCUCCGACGAGGAGGAUGACGACGGAAGCGAGGAGGUUGGAUCGUCCGAUGAGCUGGGGGAGAAUGGGGUGCCCAUCAAGCGUCAUCCCCCGCUGCUGCCGCCACCUCCUCAAGGAGGGGAGAGCUCCGACGACGACGAGGAAGAAGUGGAGCAGCGCUCCAUCAAGAAUCAACCGACGGCGCCGGUGUGCCAGGAGGAUGACAGCGGCGAUGCGGUCGAAUCGUCCGAAGAGAUUGGGGGGAAUGAGAUGCUGCCGCAAGGUAAGGGCUCCGACGAUGAGGAUGAGGAAGAAGAGUCCAAGUCCGACGAGGCGCCGCUGGUACCAGCGCCCCUGCCCAAGGGGAAUGUGCCAUCGCCCGAACCCGCCGAGACGUCUCAGUUGAAGAGGAAGGCGGCGGCGACCGAGCCCGCCGAGUCGCCCCCUCCGAAGAAGAAGGCGCCACCGGCUGAGCUCGCCAAGUCGCCCGCAGCUAAGAGGAAGGCGCCGGUGGCCGAGCUCGCCAAGUCUCCCUCGCCGAAGAAGGCUGCGGCUGCAGCAUCGACGGAGGUUGUCAAGUUGCCCCCGCCGAAGACGGCUGCGGCUGCGGCGACGACGGAGGCCGCCAAGUCGCAUCGUCCUAAGGGACCGGAAGACGCGGCAACGGAGGUUGCCAAGUCGAGGAAGGCUGCUGACCCUGCCGGAGCGGAGGAGGACCCUGGCCAGGAGGUCGAGUACAAUGCGGAGAAGCACUUGGAGGAGAAGAGCGCGACGCACUGGUUCCUCUGGAAGGAGGUGCAGGCUUUGGAGGCAGAGUAUUCCGGCAUGUGCUUCACGGGGGCCUUCCUCAAGGUCGCUGAUGCCAAGGCCAGCAUGUUGAAUACCAAGAUCAAGAAGCAGAUGGUGACCGAGAUCAACCAGUGGAUGCGGCGGAGGGACAUCCAGAAGGAGGUAGCCAAGGUGCUGACCAGCUUGAUCUAGCGAUCGCAGGCUUGGAGCAAGCUGCAAAAUCAUGCGAUGUUUUGGUGUCGAAGAUGUCAGAAAGAUUGCACUUGGUUCUUUUGUGUUGAUUCUGCUUAGUAUGUGAACUGUAUGGUACCGAUGCCUCGGUGCUCCUCAUUUUGGUCAAGUCUGGACAUGCCUGGACAGCUGAUGUAAAGCUCUGAUGAUUCUGGGUCUCGUAAUACUAGGCCCGAAACCCAUAUUUAUAGAUAGUAAUAGUGUAUAUUUUGCUGGACCGCCUGCCAAAAAUGUUACCUAGUGCUCAUGUAGAACUGAUGGCAGAUCUAAGUGAUUUCUAUCACCUGCUAAUUCUGCUGUUUAAGAGACAUGAAUCAAAGCAUUUUCUGAUUCUUAUGGA